This is a messenger RNA of Dreissena polymorpha, 4505 nucleotides long. Its product is annotated as oxysterol-binding protein-related protein 3-like. The transcript has 24 exons. Lineage: Eukaryota; Metazoa; Mollusca; Bivalvia; Myida; Dreissenidae. Gene Ontology annotation, cellular component: cytosol; perinuclear endoplasmic reticulum; plasma membrane. Gene Ontology annotation, molecular function: cholesterol binding. Bases 114 to 2990 code for a protein of 958 amino acids. The record is from RefSeq and is a predicted model, not a curated record.
AAGAUACAUAUUUCUGUGUAAUUUGUGUGUCUUUCAUCAGCUCUUAGGUACAAUGGUUCUGCAAGUUCAAUCAGCAUCCUGACAUUGUUCUUCCAUCUGAAUUGCUCGGCAAAAUGUCAACAAACGAUCCAUCGGCUAGUCGCAUCCCUGGUCAGUUGAAGCGGUCUCCUGAAAAGCUCAGCAAGCACUUCAGACACAGCGACUCUGGGUCAGAAUCGGAUGGAGAAAGUGAGGACAAUCGUUCAACAGCUGCGGUCACUGACCCUGCGCGACCCCCAGAUGGCCUUACUGCUUCCCAGAAGAUCCCCACUCCCACAAAACGGCGCGAUGGCAAGGGCCGUAAAUCACGGUCCCGAAGAAAUGAGUGGGAGAUAAUGGAGGGACUUAGGGAUGGUCAGAAGUGUGACACCCUGCCGGACAAGCACCAGGGUUAUCUUUCAAAGCGAAAACGAUGGCCCAUGAAAGGCUGGCACAAGCGAUACUUCCUCCUUGAAAAGGGAAUUCUCUACUACAGCAAAUCGCCAAGUGAUAUUCAGAAGGGGAAAUACCAUGGAGUCAUUGACAUUGGCCUAUCUGUUCUUGCAUUCAAGAGGAAUCGUCAUCGAAUAGAUAUUGAUGCUGAAGAGUUGGUCUACCAUAUAAAGUUGAAGAGGGCCCUGUUUGAUGAUUGGCUGACCCGUCUACGUCUGCAUCGCCUCUAUAGGCAGCAUGAGAUUGCAUACGGUACUAAGGAAUCGCCUAAACUCACCGAACUGAAUCCUACAAUGCCUGCUGAUGAGCUGGCUAAUCUUACCUCCAAUGUCAACCUGGCAGAUAAAGCUCGUGAUAAUUCCCUGCACCGUGAACUCUCGAGGCACCCAAGCUUGAAGGGUCAGGACAGGGUGGCCGCCUGGCUCCUGGACACUCAGGGAUUUGAACACUGCAACAAAGCCUUAGGUCAAGCUCAGAGUCUGCUGUAUGAGCUCAACAAGAACCUGACCUCUCUACGGGAUUCCCAAGUAAGCAGCGAUCCGUUUGAUAGUGAUUCGAAAGAUUCAAAAGAUAAAAGCAAGAACAAGAGUUUCAGUGGGUGGAAACCCAAGAAGAAGGACCAUAAGCGUAACUCCAGUCUCCAGGACGACCGUAUACCCACCACUGUGGUUCAGCCAUUUGCAUCCCAACCGGCCACGCCCCAGAUACAGGUGGACCCCCCGUCCCCAUUCCACCGGGUGCCCAACGAUCUGCUUCGCUCAAGUUCAUCCAACCCAAACCUCCACUCAGAUGACCGGCACUGUCCCAGCCCAGUCAGCGCGCCUAUCAAGAACACAAGUGUUAAGCGGCAGGCGAGUGUCGAGGAUAUGAAGCUGAAGGAGACAUUUGUGGCGAAUGCUGAACAAGUUUAUGAAACGUUGCGCAAUCUCUUCCAUUCAAUGUCCACUGAGAGGGACAGGCUAAAACAGACGGUGGACUUGAACAACAUAACCACUGUAGCAAAUAGCACUUCAACCUCCAACGCGGCCGUAGCUUCUCUCAAACAGACCCUUGCUGAGGUAUGCCAACAAAACAAGCUGUUGAAGGCCCGCCUCGCCCUCAUUCACAGCGAGUCAGCACUGGCUGACCUUCACCUUUCCAGCCCUCCAGGCAGCCCCAUGGAGCGCAGGUUGGCUGGUUUGACUCAAUCAUUCUCUGCUGAGAGCUGCACAAUGUCAGAGUACUACGACGCUGUGGAGGAAAAUAACCUGGAGUCACUCAGUGAUUCAUCAUCAGAGAGAUCCGAUGAGGAGAUAUCUUCAGAGAUCAGUGAUGACAACGACACAGAGAUGAGCAUAGCACACAGUGCUUCAGAGGACCGCAUCUUGUCGUUCCAGACCGGGCGCCGGUCUAAGUUGCCGGUUCCCAAGUCAGACAAGGGAGACGUGUCCCUGUGGAAUCUGCUGUUCAGGAACAUCGGCAAGGACCUCACCAAGAUAUCUAUGCCCGUCACACUGAACGAGCCCCUGAGUAUGCUGCAGAGACUGUGUGAGGAGCUGGAAUACAGUGAUCUGCUGGAUAAGGCUAACCUGUGUGAAGAUCCCUUUGAUAGAAUGAUGUAUGUGGCAGCCUUUGCUGUGAGCAGCUAUGCCAGCUCAUGUUACCGUGUGGGCCAUAAACCUUUCAACCCCCUGCUGGGAGAAACCUACGAGAGUAUACGGGAGGAUAGGGGCUGGAAGUUCAUCUCUGAACAGGUGAGCCACCAUCCGCCAAUAUCAGCCUGCUACUGUGAGUCCAAGAACUUCACUCUAUGGCAAGAUGUGCAGAUCAAGUCCAAAUUCUGGGGUAAAUCAAUGGAGAUCCAACCAAUAGGCAUUGUGAAUGUAACCUUGCCAAAGUCUAAGGAUCACUACCGCUGGAACAAGGUCACCACAUGUGUUCACAACAUUCUGGGUGGUCAGCGCUGGGUGGACCAGUUUGGGGAGAUGACCAUCACCAACGGGAAAAUUGUCUGCAAAUUGACCUUCACCAAGGCGAGCCACUACUACCAGUCAGACAAGCGCCAUGAGGUGUAUGGUACGAUAGAGAAUGGCGAGGGCAAGGUGGUACACAACCUGUUUGGGCGCUGGAACGAGGCUCUGUACUGUGGACACGCCCCCUCUGCUCGUUGCAUAUGGAGACCAGGGACGAUGCCUGAAGAUUAUGAGCUUUACUAUGGUUUCUCCCGGUUUGCUAUGGAGCUCAACGAAAUUCUACCGGACGAGGAGUCGUUUCUACCUCAUACAGAUUCCCGCUUCAGGCCGGACCAGAGGUUACUGGAGGAAGGAUGCAUUCCAGAGGCAGAGAAAGAGAAGUCUCGUAUUGAGGGCCUGCAGAGAGAUCGCAGGAAACAGCGGGAAUCUCAGAGACUGGAGUACAGGCCAGUCUGGUUCAGGCACGAGGUUCUCGGUGGUAAAGAUGCAUACAACUAUGACAACAAAUACUGGGAGACCCGUAAAGAGCACGCGUUCGAGAAAAUGGCCAUUCCUAAACUUUGGUAGCAACAGCUGGGACUGUGAUUACCGUAGGUUUCUACGUAUAGCGCGCUCCCGUGUAUAGCGUGCAGGCUGUUUUUUUAAUGCAAAAAUGGAGAAAAAAAUAUUUAAAGACAAUAAAACCACCAAAUCGGACCGAAAAUGGCCGCCAUUUUACUAUUGCACAAUCCAAUAAUCAGGGGCAUUGGAAAGCUUAAUUAAGCAUUCAAAUAAAGAAGCGUAAUUAUGAUUAGGAGCAGGGGUUGCACAGCACUAUACUUUUCUGACAAUUUUGUAAUUUUCUUGCAGUCCACGUGCACUGUGAAAAACGUGAGAAAAUAAGAAUAAGUGUACAUCGUGUGAUUUUUCUGGGGGAAAGCAUGGGCAUUACCGGUAAAUUUGAAUGUCGCAUGGUAGACAGGGAUACAGUUGUUGAGGUACACCACUGUUGAACGUUCGAUAUUUAUACACACAAAAUGCAAUUGCAUAUCUUCACGUUAACAAGUGUCAAUUAGUGUCUCAAAUAUCAAUUAGCGUCUUAACAAGUCGUGGCACAUAUUACUCAAUAACAUCUGCCAAUUACGAAGUACAAAAUGACCUCCUUUCACACCUACUGUUACCCGCAAAAAAGACCUCGUUCGCACCGACCCUUGCUUGCUCUCCGGAAUGUCGACAACAAUCCCCAUCGGAAUUCAUCAAUAAAGAAGUGUAAAAACACAAACAAAGAAAUGUCCGCAAGUUUAUUCAAACAAAUUUAUUUUUGACCAAAACUUCUUCUACCGCGUUCAUAUCUACCAGUAGCGACUUGUUGUUUCGAAAAUGGCCCCUCAUUCUGUACGGUUAUAGGGUGGUAGUUUUCUGGAAAAAAACAUGGGGGCCAUUUUGCAUACAUGCCAUAAUUUUUUAGGUCCAAAGCGGGACAUUCCAUAAAAAAUUGUCGGGACAUUUGACCAAAAAGCAGGACACCUAAAACGAUCUAUCAUUCCACGUUUACUAUAGUCAGUAUAGUACUAACAAAAACUCUUGAUACUUUUAUUCAAGACAUAAAACAUCUGAUAUGAAGCAUGAAAUCUUAAACAUAACAAUAACAGUUUUAUUAAAUAAGACAAUAGCAAACAACGAAGAUAAUAUUCAUCUGUUUAAGAGUACAAAAUCUAGAACAUUACGACAACAAUACUCAUUAUAUUAAUUUCAAUGGCAAACAUUAACGCAGGGGAGGCUAUCCAGUUGACUGAAAGUACGGGUUACAGUACACUAUCUACCGAACAGUUACAUCAGUUACACACGGAAUGCGCGGCCGUACACAUUUCCGUAUUUUGUUUUCUUCCUAUAUACACAGAUUAAACUGAAUUGUGAAUUGUCAGGCGCUGUAUUGGGGUAGUGUCAAACUGUCAUGAAUAACAACACGUUGUUUUUAUUACAAUAACACAAGACAAGAUGGGUAACUCUUUUACUGUUUGUUGCGAUGUUUUUUUAAGCAUGUGUCCAUGCGCAGUUUGUUACUUGUCAAUUGCCGCGGCUUAAUUGGAGUAGGGUCAAACU